Messenger RNA from Drosophila melanogaster (fruit fly), 347 nucleotides. RefSeq lists its product as uncharacterized. Lineage: Eukaryota; Metazoa; Arthropoda; Insecta; Diptera; Drosophilidae. Bases 67 to 282 code for a protein of 71 amino acids. The record is from RefSeq and is marked reviewed. The transcript is spliced from 2 exons.
AGUUCUGAUCGGCAUCGGUUGUUUGUUUACUUUCUGCGAGGACUGCAUAGUAUAGGAAUUACCAACAUGAUAUUUUAUAUGCUGGCUAUAGAUAUGAUUCUAUAUUUUACGCUCUUGUCCGAGUUUCCUAUAUGGGCUUUCUUGCUUUUUAAGUUGGUGUUUAUCAAUCGACCGCUGGAGAGGAUUGGUGUUAUUUUGUUGAAUACCGUAGCCAAUUGGUAUAUAUUUCCAUACUUGAAGGAAUGGAUUGACCAAUCGGAAGCGAAAUUGAACUCGGAAUAACGUUCAUGUUAUAAAACUAUAUAUACUACUUAAUAAAGAAGAUAUUAAAGAAGAUUGAUCCCCAC